This is a messenger RNA of Aspergillus uvarum CBS 121591, 1299 nucleotides long. RefSeq lists its product as uncharacterized. Bases 1 to 1299 code for a protein of 432 amino acids. The record is from RefSeq and is a predicted model, not a curated record. The transcript has a single exon. Lineage: Eukaryota; Fungi; Ascomycota; Eurotiomycetes; Eurotiales; Aspergillaceae.
AUGGUAGGCAAGCGGUCCCCCGAAACAAACACCUCCAAAGCUCCAAAAAGAGCCACCGCGGACAAUCCCGACAACGACUCCGACGACCAACUCCCCGCCGGCUCUCUCCCCAUCAGCCUGAUCCGCCUCCUCCCCAACCAAGCCCCAAUAACCCUAAACGAGUUUCGAACCUGGCGCACCCACCCCCUGCCCCCGGCCAUCCCAGUCUUCGACGACCUCUCACCCCAACGCAUCCGCGUCGGGCUCAGCCGGGGCCUCCGCCCGCACCGGCUCGAUGCGCACUACCUGAGCAGCCUCGCCUACGAGCCCGUCUGCCUAGCGCCCCACACCCACAGCAGCACGUACAGCCUCCUCCUCCAGUCGGGCGGCAACGAGGCGCUCCGCGCGGACGACGUCCUCCUGCACUCGCCCUUCACCGACCCCCGGACCUGCCUCUUCGUCGCCCGCAACUCCCUGCGCGCCUACCGGACCCACCUCACCGCCGCGGUGGACGCCUACCACGCGCGUCUGCGGAACUGGCGCGCCCAGCGGCGGCAGUGGGAGGCGGCGCUGCUCGUCGCGCUGGGGCGCCGCACCCCCGAAGACAUGGCCGCGCUGAUCCGCUGCGAGCUGGCCAAGGAUAAAUACCGGCCGUGGUUCGUGGGGGCCACCGCGGACGGGGACGAGUUCACCAGCCCGCAUGCGUUGUGCGAUGGGCCGGUCGUGGCGUCGGCUGUGCGCGCCCGGCUCGAUCAUGUCGCGCGCACGAUCAGUGCGUUGACGGAGGACUUGCGCCGGCUUGCGGAGGGCGGGCGUUAUUAUGUCGUGGAUGAAUUUGAGGCGGAGUAUGAGCUGUGUGCGGAGAACCCUAUGCUCGAUCAGGCGGCGUUCGCGGACUGGGCCGUUGAGCGGUCUGUGCAUUGGCGGCUGGCCGUGCGGGAGGGCAUGAUUCCUGAGUUGGAUGGCUUGGUGAGGGAUUUGUACGAUGAGUGGGUGGAGGAGGAUGAGAUUUUUGAUGAUGAACCGUGGCGUCCCGGGAGGGGUGGUUUGUUUAUAGGGACGGGCCAGGAGCAGCCGUGGGGUGAGCCGGCGUAUUACUUUCAGGUGGGGAUCCAGCGCCUGGGGCGACCUAUCAAUGAUUUGUUUGAUGAGGAGAUACGGGACCUGCUUCACUGCGUGGAGGAGUGGUAUUUUACGGCGUUGGAUGAGAAAAAACGGGCGAUCGUGCAGGGAAUAAAGUUGCGAUUCUGGCCGAUGCCGGCGGAGCUCUAUCGCAAUGUGGACGAGGCGUUACGGUUUGAGAACCCGUUCGGGAAUUGA